GAGAAAUUCUACGAGAAGAAAAAAUGGGAAGAUGUUGCUGAAGAUCUUUCUUAUCAAUCGGAUUUCCAAAUCCACCAAAUAUGUGAAAAGUAUCGCAGUACAAAGAAAUUCCUCCUCAGCGAAGAUUUAGCCCUAGACGAAGAUUUAGCCCUAGAGUCCGGCAAAUGCCGGAUAUUAGAUAAACUGCUUCCAAAGAUUAUAGAGAAGGGCGACAAGCUACUCAUUUUCUCACAGUUUACCUCAAUGCUUGAUAUUCUGGAGGUCUAUAUGCGAAUACGGGGCUACGCAUACAAACGGUUAGAUGGAUCAACACCGGUGAUGGAAAGGCAAGAGAUGAUCAAUGAGUUCAACAACGAUGAUGAUCUUUUCGCAGAAGAUCGGUGUCACCGUAUGGGUCAGAAGAAAGAGGUGUUUGUGACCAAAUUGAUCAGUAAAGACACUGUGGAGGCGGAAGAUCGAUGCCACCGUAUGGGUCAGAAGAAAGAGGUAUUUGUGACCAAACUUAUCAGUAAAGACACUGUAGAGAUGGAAUCAAAGGACAAAUUGAAG
This is a messenger RNA of Cylicostephanus goldi, 549 nucleotides long. The record is from the annotation of a GenBank genome assembly. NCBI's taxonomy places the organism in Eukaryota, Metazoa, Nematoda, Chromadorea, Rhabditida, Strongylidae.